CGUAUAUGUAGGGAUGUAUGUACCUACGUACAUGCAUUCACUGCACGCACGCGCGUGUGUAUAUGUGUGUAUGCAACAACAGUAACAAAAAAAAAAAAAAUUGCGGCCUGACACCAUCCCAAAGUAAGCAACAUGACGCACCCCGAGACGGCGAAGGCAGGACAUGUUCACGCCGUGCUCGCUAAAGGGCGGGUAUCUACCGUUACCGGACCUAAAGGGAGGCAGGCACUUACUGGUAGGUACUUCACCUUUGCAGACCAACUAUUACCCCUUUUCCUGCUGCUGCUGCUACUCCCACUACUACUCCUGCUCCGGAAUACUUUGGAGGUAAGAUAGAUAGGUGGCUCCGACACGUCAUAUGUAUUGUUGUUGUUGUUGAAGGGUGG
Thermothelomyces thermophilus ATCC 42464 is the source of this 386-nucleotide messenger RNA. RefSeq lists its product as uncharacterized. The record is from RefSeq and is a predicted model, not a curated record. Bases 133 to 336 code for a protein of 67 amino acids. NCBI's taxonomy places the organism in Eukaryota, Fungi, Ascomycota, Sordariomycetes, Sordariales, Chaetomiaceae. The transcript has a single exon.